AGUCUAUAUUUGGGAGCUCUCUCGAUCAUGAGUACAUGAAAAGAAGGAAGAAAAAGAAUCUAUGCACUUUCUAAAUGCAAAAUUACAAUCAAGAAACGGACUCAAUCUUUUAAUUGCAGGAUCUCCCUAUACAUGUAAAUAUCUCAAAAUUGAACAGCAGAAAUGAAAGAACCAGAGAGGCUGUCCUCUUACCACAUCUGCCGGAUACUGGACAGCAGUUAUGUCAUUGGGUUGCAAUCAGCCUCCACCUCUCUCUCUCUCUCUCUCUCUCUCUAUUCAACUGCCAGAACUAAUGACAAUAUAUGUGUCUCUGUGUGUGUGUCAUUAAUUCGUGUUGUUUUCCUUUUCCCUAUGUGGGUGUCUUCCUAGUUUUGAGCAUGCUAAAACUCACGGCUCAUUCAUCCUUUUAGCCGCUCACUCAUAACUGCCAAUAACCGUUUUUCCCCACCACCCCCACCUGGUUCAUUUUGGCACCUUAGAAAACAAAAGGGGGAGGGAGAGAGAGAGAGACACCAAGCAGCCUAACUCCUCCUAUGCCCAUUCCUCUUCCUUGGGCACCGCUCUUUGUCUCUAAUGGCAAAGACGGUGUUUUGCACCCUCUUAGCUAUUGCCUUCAUCGUCCUGAUCAUCAUGGUCUUCUCACCCGCCUCACAACAAGGUCAAGACCGCCCUGGCGCCCUACAUCGUCGUCUUGGCCACAACUUUUCUGUUUCUACUUUCGAUCCUCUAGUUGCUAAAAUUGAGAGGUUGGCUGAAAAAAAUGAACUGGGUGGCCCCGUUAAUCCACUCAUUCUCAAAGAUGAUUCCCUCGCCGAAGAGGUUGCAGAAGCACGCGAAUAUUUUAGUGAAGGAAAAUUGAAUGUAACAUUGCGGUUGAUGGUUUUGUUUCCUUUCUUAGACACGGCACCAAAUGAUGGGGUUGUUAGUUUCAAGGAGCUAGAGGGUUGGAUUGCACAACAAGCGCAUGACAGAUUGAACUAUAGAACAGAGAAAGAGUUGGCAUUGCGUGACAAAGAUGGUGAUGGAGCCAUAUCUUUCAGGGAGUAUCUACCUCAUUUUUCCAAUGAAGAUAUAGAGAAAAAUGGCAUGGAGCAUGGUGAAGCUGGAUGGUGGAAGGUGCAACUUGAGAAUGCAGAUGCUGAUCAAAAUGGGUCUCUUAGCUUUGAUGAGUUUAAAGAUUUUCUGCACCCGGAAGACAGUAGCAACGAAAAAGUUAAAAACUGGAUUUUGACAGAAAAGAUCAAGUUGAUGGACCAGGAUGGUGAUUGGAAACUCAGUUUUCCAGAAUUCCUUGAACAAGCACAUGAUAUUCUCAAGAAUUAUGUUGACUUUGAAACUGCGGGGGCUCAUGUACCCACAGCCGAAGAGAACUUUGCAAUGCUUGAUGUGGACAAUGACAAAUUCUUGGCAGUGGAAGAAUUGAAACCCAUACUCCAUUACCUUCACCCAGGAGAACUGUCAUAUGCAAAAUAUUACAGUAGUCAUCUAAUUCGGCAGGCUGAUGAUAACAAAGAUGGGAAUUUAUCACUCGAUGAGAUGCUCAAUCACGACCAUAUUUUCUACAACACAGUCUACGACGAAAGCAAUGAAGAUCUUGAUGAAGAUUACCAUGAUGAGCUAUGAAGAGUGACCUCCAGAAUAUUCCUCAACAUUCAGUACAGAAGAACUUGGAAGGGGAAAAAAAAAAAAAGGAACAAGCACAGAAAAUCAGAAAAUCUUUCUGUGUGAAUCAAUCUCUAUGGAAGUACUAAAAUUUCCAUAUAUGCAUAGUAAACAUGACUGUAGGACCAAAAGUAAAUCGUUGUUGCCAUUUUCAUAUGUAAGAAAAUUAAUUUUGUUAUACAAACUGUGAGUUUAAAGAAGAGAUUGAAAACACUACCACUGUGUGUAUGUAGCAUGCCUCUUUGCUAGGUUUGGCUGGUAGUAUAUAUAUAGUAGGGAGAUAAUCGGUUGAGUGAACUGCAUGAAGCAUUGUAAUAAGCAAAGCUUUACUUAAAUCCCUC
This is a messenger RNA of Carya illinoinensis, 2003 nucleotides long. RefSeq names its product reticulocalbin-2. The coding region runs from base 574 to 1623 and encodes 349 amino acids. The record is from RefSeq and is a predicted model, not a curated record. The transcript is spliced from 6 exons. Gene Ontology annotation, molecular function: calcium ion binding. Gene Ontology annotation, cellular component: endoplasmic reticulum. NCBI's taxonomy places the organism in Eukaryota, Viridiplantae, Streptophyta, Magnoliopsida, Fagales, Juglandaceae.